This is a messenger RNA of Aspergillus niger, 1716 nucleotides long. RefSeq lists its product as uncharacterized. The transcript has 3 exons. The coding region runs from base 1 to 1716 and encodes 571 amino acids. The record is from RefSeq and is a predicted model, not a curated record. Gene Ontology annotation, biological process: carbohydrate metabolic process. Lineage: Eukaryota; Fungi; Ascomycota; Eurotiomycetes; Eurotiales; Aspergillaceae. Gene Ontology annotation, molecular function: hydrolase activity, acting on carbon-nitrogen (but not peptide) bonds.
AUGACUCCAUCAUCGUUCUUAGGCCUUGAGGGCCUUCAUGUCUUCAUUACUGGUGCUGCAGGAGAUAUCGGUAGGCGGGCGGUGCAGGAAUUCUUAGAGCAAGGAUGCAAAGUGACGGCGUUUGAUCUGCAUGAUGUGGAAUUACCCGAGUCAGGUAAAAAAGACGUGGACGCUAGACUCCAUGUCCUCAAGGGUGAUGAUACGAACGAGGAAUCUAUCCAAUCCAGCAUCUCCCAAGCCAGCAGACGCCUCGGCCCCAUCAAUGUUCUCGUUGUCAAUUCUAUCCCUGCUGGACAAGGCAGUGAACUUCCCAUCUGGGAUCUGCCCUUGGACACCUGGGAGAAGACGUCUCGAGUCAACGUAAGAGGAACGUUUCUCACAAUUAAGCACUUCCUGCGAGCUGCUCAAUCGGCCCAGCAGACUCUCGGCAAGGAGUUGCAUAAUCUUGCUAUCGUCGUGGCAGGAGGAGAGCUACUUGGGAAGGCAGACUUGCACACCGAGUUGAUCCAGAAAGUGAAGAAGGAUAUAGUCCGUCUCAACAGGCAGGCGAGGAUCAACAUCAUUGCCCCAGUUGAUACCACAGGGACGCAACCAAAGUAUGAAUUCCUGAUCAUCCCAGAAAUACACCCGCUAACCUCUUCUAGCAUAUCUCACUCAACCACAACAGACUCAAUUUCCCGAACCAUAGCAUUCCUAGCCUCCCACCGCGCAGCUGGACACCUGACAGGCCAAUGCCUCAACCAGAAUAACAACACGCAAAGCGGGUCUACCUCAACCAGCCUUACCCCGUCCAUCCCCAGAGGCCUCUCCAGACUCAGCAAAAAAAUCCGCGUCGUCGUAUCCAUCGACCUAGAUGCCGUCUCUGGCUGGCUCGGCACCGGUCACCACCCAGACAACAUCCUCGCCGACUACUCAGCGGGCUUCUUCGGCGCCAAAGUCGGCGUCCCACGUCUCCUGCGCAUGCUCAAGAAGCUCAACCUCGCCGACCGCUGCACGUGGUUCAUCCCGGGCCACUCCGCGGAGAGCUUCCCAGAUGAAGUACGCCAAGUAGUCGACUCCGGCUGCGAGAUAGGACUGCACGGCUACGCCCACGAGGGGGCCUACCAGAUGACGGUGGAACAAGAGCGCGACGUGCUGGUCAAGUGUAUCGACAUCGCCACAAAACUCACGGGCAAGAAACCAGUUGGUUAUCGAGCUCCGUUAUACCAGCUCCGCGAGUCAACUCUAGACCUGCUGGAAGAAUUCGGCUUCGAAUACGACUCCUCCAUAACCGAGCACGACAGCCACCCCAUCUUCGCCCCUCGCCGCCCACCCAUCCAAACCAUCGACUUCUCCCAGCCUGCCUCAAGCUGGAUGCAUCCCCUCCCACCUUCCUCAGACCGACGCCCUCUCGUCUGCGUCCCUUGCAACUGGUAUAUGGAAGACAUGACCCCGAUGCAGUUUCUUCCCCACGCGCCGAACUCGCACGGCUACACGGACUCGCGGGUCAUCGAGAACAUGUGGAAAGAUCGGUUCCUCUGGAUUCGGGAGAAUGAGGAGGAGCCGGUGUUCCCCGUGCUGAUGCAUCCUGAUACGAGUGGCAUGGUGCAUGUAAUUGGCAUGUUGGAACGGAUGUUGGGAUGGUUGAAGGAGUGGGGGGAGGAUGAGGUGGAGUUUUGUCAGUCGCAGGAGGUGGCGAAGUGGUUUAGGGAGAAAGAGAUGGGGAAGAAGGAGUAG